Eriocheir sinensis (Chinese mitten crab) is the source of this 4845-nucleotide messenger RNA. RefSeq lists its product as uncharacterized. The record is from RefSeq and is a predicted model, not a curated record. The transcript has 11 exons. Bases 1332 to 3569 code for a protein of 745 amino acids. NCBI's taxonomy places the organism in Eukaryota, Metazoa, Arthropoda, Malacostraca, Decapoda, Varunidae.
ACACACACACACACACACACGCGCCUCAUCCCGGCAGCCUCGCGUGUCCCUAGUGCCGCCACAAUAAACUUGGUUCUGAGGGAGGUGGUUUGUGCCUCCUCUCAACCUCUUGCUUCCACGUCACGUCCCCAAGAUGAGUGUGAGCCAAAUGGUGAGAGUGGCGUUCCCUCGUUAGUCCCUGUCGUGGCUGUCGUCUCCGGAGCCCAAGCCAGAGCCGGACAACUGUUCCCCGUUGCUCCCCUGAGUGGCCGCCCCCCAUGCCUCGACGCCCUGCCGGGUGAGGCCAGCACCAGCACCGGUAACCCAACUCCUCCAGGGUUGAUGGGCCAUUGGCUUUGUGAGUUCGGUGCAAGGCUCUCACCAAAAGGCCUCGAGUUCCAUCAUCGAGCACGGCAGCUUCCUGGGCACAGCACCGUGGAGACCACCGAGGCAGAGCAGCCGCCCUCAGGUGACAAAGAAGCGAGCUGAUGAGGGGCGUGUAGCUGUGCGUGUCUGCGGUAGAGAAUCCGUGUGCGUUGCCUCCCACUAAUGCUAUGCCGGGUGACUCAGUGGCUGUGUCAUGGUGGGCAUAUAAGCUCCUGAGAGAGACCACGUCACAUCCUCUUACAGCCGAGUUCCGAAAAGUCCGCUAGCUAUGGUCACUUCCGACGAGAGGUGUUGCGUCACCGUGUACUCAUCCGCCGCCGUUGCCGAGGCUGCUGAGGACUUCGUGGAGGCCAUUUGUGAAAAAACAUUGCGGGCCAGCAUCGAGGGAGGACUCGAGAACCCAAGCUCAGCUCCACUCACUCUCACUGCUCACUGCUCAGUCGUGGCUGUGAGCUGGUGGAGGGUGGGUGUGCUGCGCUCGCUUGCGUAACUCUUAUGCUCUGUGGACAAAAGGAGUUCCUCCUCGGUGUGUUUGUGCCUUAGUAUAUCCGAUGAGUAUACAGUGAUACAAGCCCAACAGAUACUUUACAAAGACCGAUUAAGUGAUCGUAAAAUCAAUCCUGUGAUAAAAUAUACUUACAUAAAACGGAGCGGCAGUGUGAAGGAAGGUGUGCGCGGCCCCUGAGCCAGGUGGAGCAGGUCCGCAGCCCCAACCCAGGGUCUGGCAGCUCGCCCGUCAACGCCCACACCACUCGCAACCCAUAGGAGAGGUCAUUGGGACCGGGACAGCUCGAGGAGAGUUUAGUGGAAGGAAUAUAAGUAAUUAGUCAUCCCUUUAUCGGAAAGGGAAAUAACAGAAGUGCAUGAAAGUUUUUAUUCAUGUGAAGUCACCGUGUUGGUGCCGCUGACCACCAGCAGCCGUGUGAGCAUGUGAUCGCGUCCUGUGACCCUUGUCAACAGCAGACAUGUCUUGCCACUCGUCUGGGUCGUCGAUGGGGACAGGACCGCACCUCGUCCCCCUCGGCAUGGCGCUCACUCCUCGCAGCCUCCUCAAGAGGUGCAAGUUGCCUUCCGCAGCGCACCUCCACGCCCCCACAGCACCGCCCGGACUUGACCUCUCCCGCCCGCUGCUCCUUUACAACACCUACAACUCGACAAAGGUUCGAGGCGUGUCUCUGCGUCCGGGGAAGGACGGUGCCCUCAUCCCGCAAGGCCCUUCAAUAGUCAUCCCAGACUCUUACACAGGUUGGUUUGCUAUAGUGACAAGUGAUGGCCACACCGCAUCCUAUUACUCCACCGUGGAGCAGGUGGCCUCCAGCAAGGUGACCUUCUUCCUCACCCGCUAUGAUGUUCCCGCCUACACAAACAAUGAGGAGGAUGAUGGCACAGUCUCCUAUCAGAAGACAGUGGUUCAGAGCGGCCACGUUCUUAAGCUGCUGGGCAUCUUUGAGGACCUCAAUGCCCGCCGUACGAACAGUAAUGGGCGAGGUCAUGAUGCUGCGUCAUCUGUCUUCAGCUGUGACAAAUAUGCUCAAUGUCUCAACUACAGGAAUGAGGUGGUAUUCCUGCCCUUCUCAGCAUCAGGCCGCUUCUACACAACAGCACAAAAAAGCAGCAAGAAUCCCAACCACGUAUACCUGAUGGCCCACAUCCUUAAGAACCAUCGCCUGCCCGUCACUGUCCGGCUGGUGUGUGGCUACAUGCCCCGGGUGCCCUGCAACUUUACCGGUGUGCUGCGGCUGGAGCAGGCCCAGAAGGAGGCAGUCAUCCUGGCCUGUACUAUGACAAAUGAAGCUCAAGCAACACUCUUCGAGAUCGAUGUGAACUCUAACUUCGCACUGACCCCCGUCAAAGACCCAAUGUUCCCGAAGACACCCAUCUUCCUCAAGACGGUGUCAUACUGUGAUGAUGAAGCUGAAGCUUGGCGCCGCCAGAUCAAGGUUACUCAUCAUGUGACUGAAAAGAGGUCAAGGUCAUUGACCAGGUCACUGAGCGACAAAUUUGUGGAACCACUAAGCAACAUUCGACCCCUUAGUCUUUCUUUCCUCUCUGACCACGACAAGAGGAAAGGACGAGAGCGGGACCAUUCACGAGAGGGAAGGCCACCACCCACCAAUAAGGACAAGAGUCGAGAACUCAGAUUCAAAGACUUCCGAAGAAGAGAGAACAGCGUGGAGAAGACAAAGUUCACUUAUCAUGACAACUUUAGUGGCAUCAACAGCUUCCCACUCAAAGACUCGUGUCGGGAACACAAGAAGGGAGACCUUCGAAAGAUCUCAAAACAGAACACGUAUGUCCUACAGAAUGGCAAGGCAGCAAAACAAACUGAGAAGAAGGCUGAAAGUGAGAGCAGUAGUUUUAUAUCAGUCAGGUCAAUAGAGAACAUGGAUUAUUCUCGUGUGGUUGAUGACAUUAGUCCAAUAUCUGAAAGAGUUGAAGAGGGAGAGAGCCACUAUACAGAGAUCUGUCCUCAGACUCUGAGAAAAAAGAACAAUGUUAAGAGUGAUGGUCCCCUCAGCUUGCCAAACCUCAACCUCUUCCAUCAUAAGAAAAGCAGGGAGGAGGUUUCCAGGAAGCUCUCCAGCAGCAGUAUUAACUCAAAUAGUGCCAGUCUUAGGAGCCACAGUUCUCUCAGAAAUCAAGUAAGGCAAGUUAUUAGUAAUGGUCUCAGUGAGAGUGAUAGUCAAAAAGGAGGUGCUAGUGCACAUGGACAUAAGUUUUCUGAGGAUAAUUCAUCCAGAAAAGACAGGACAAACAAGAUGAAAUUUUUAGAAGCUUUUAGAGAAAAAAUGUAUGAUAAGAGCACAGUUAGAGAGCAAACUCGUGAAAGAGUUCUUGAAAAGGAUAAAGAUGAUGAAGUGUGUUGUGAAGAAAUUGUUAAAAGAGACAAACUUACCUUUGCAAAGUACAGACAUGAAGAUAAAAAGCACAGUGUGAAUAGCACUACAGACCAAACACAUGUGGACAAAUCAAAUCAGCGGUUACAAGACGGUAGUGAAAGUUCAGGAACCAACAACAGUCGUGAUCAUGUCAAUGAGGUAUAUAUUAUCCGCGUUGUUGUGAAAGACCGUGAGGAGAACCACAUGUCCACCCUGGCCAAGGAUAAUUCUGGUGGCUACUACAUGAAGAUCAAAGGCUUUGAAGUGCCGAAGGAGGAAAUGAAACACGUGAUAGGCAAAGAUGGGUAUGACUCCCUCUGCUGAGGUCAUGCUGAGGCCCUGUAUGGAAUCAUUUGUUUACUUGCAAUUUGAAUAUAUUGUAUAUUCCAGUAUAUUAUUAAUUAAAAUAAGUUUUUAUGUCAAGAUCAGAAUUUGUAUAUAUCUCAAAGCAACUACUGUCUUCACCUUUGUUCCAGAGGUUUGGGCAAUAACAUUAACACACUUUUUACUCAUUCAGAUUGCCAGAGUAAUGGCCAAGAUACUGACUGUAAUAUUAUUCAUUAAUUAAUAUAGUUAAAGCACAAAUGCUAACAAUAUGAAUGAUGUCAUCAAGCCACGUACAGUAUCAUAAUAAUCACUAUGAACUUCUUAUAUCCAUCAUCCUGUUCAUCAUCCUGCUUGUCCUUCUUGAGAAUAACGUGCCCCUAGGACCUCACAGACAUCCUCAUAUGCAUAGAGAUAAGCAUUUCUAAUGCAUAGAAAACACGACCAAUGCAUCAUCAGUUCAAGGAAAAUAGUCAGGAGUGUUCAUUGUGACAACAGCCCCAGCUGGUAACAAAGGUAUGGUUAUUCCAAAGCUAGUCAGCAUCCCCUGAUGCACAUAUCUCAGCUAGACAUCACACUGUUUCAGAGUUUCAUUCCUACACCAGCCUUCACCUCAAACCAGAACUGUUCCAAUCAAGUCUUUUGUGUUUAAGAUCAAGUAGGCACAUUCAUCACUAAAGAGCAUGUGCAUGCCAUUGCCUGUAAUAAGCUUACUAUAUCCAUUACUAGCCAGUAAAGAGAGAAAAGGCAUGGAAACAUUCAACUUCUCCAUGGAGCUCACAUAAUAGUGUUUCACCCCACCAGACCUUCAACAAGUUUUAUGCACAAUGAGUUUAUGAUUGCUGCCAGUGAUCCUCUACCCAUCAGAAUCUUUGAGUUUUGACAGCAAAUCAACAAAAUGCAUUUAUCUCGUCAUAAAUUAUCAACAUUAUCAUUAUUAUUAAACACACUACAGUAGGCAGAAUUGGAAGAGUACAAAUAAUAUUUUAUGAAGUGUAACCCCGCCAUAUACAUAAGAAACAGAAAAUUAAGGAUAAAUUAAUAUAAUAAAGGAUAGAAAAUUGAUAUAAACAAGAUCUGGCAAUAUGAGAGAAUGAAGCAACAAUCAGGGUUCAUGAAGAUGGGCAAGAAGGAGCAGGAUCUAUGGGCCUGAAGCAUGAUCUCAAAAAAAAAAAAAAAAAAAAAAAAAGGAAAUUGAAGGAGACUCAUGUAGCAACUCACCAUCUACAAAAAUAAAGUGAUAAAUAAAAUAAUAAAUGAAAAUAAACAAUAGUAA